Molecule: messenger RNA, 1303 nt
Organism: Prunus avium (sweet cherry)
Lineage: Eukaryota; Viridiplantae; Streptophyta; Magnoliopsida; Rosales; Rosaceae
Source: RefSeq, a predicted model, not a curated record
UUUCGUGUUCUUUUAAAAUGGGAAUGGGAAACGAGAUUUUACUGCAAAUUCUAUCAUGUUUGCUUCCAAAAACUUUGACGAGGUUCAAGUGCGUCUCUAAAUGGUGGUGUGCUCUCAUCAGCAGCCCGGAGUUUGUAGUGAAGCACGUGCAACACAAUUCUGAUCCCGACAAUAAUAUUUUGUCCUCCUCCUCCACUUGUACAGUCCUUUUGAGGCGAUUAUUAGUGGAUGAUAUGGUAUGCGAGAGCCGACCCCACACCGAGCCCCGGAAGCACAUCAUUCAUGUGAUCCGCUUAGGUUUCUUUCUAGUUUCGAGGACAUGGACAUGACCAACCUAAAGCAGCCGCUGUUUGGCGAAGAAAACACAUUUCGUAUUGUAGGCCACUGUGACGGUAUCAUUUGUGUCCAACUUAAUGCUGCAGAGGUGUUGUUAUGGAACCCAGCAAUUCAUGAGGCACCCAAGCUACUGCCUCCGGAGCCGUACCUAGAUGUCGACAUUGGUUCAUCAAUGCGUGACAUGUCACGGGCCCUGGGAUUUGGCUAUGAUCCUAAAACCAAUGAUUACAAAGUUGUUGACAUUGGAUAUCCUGGCUAUGAAACAUAUGGUGAUGGUGGAAAUGACCUUAUAAUUUAUACGCCAAAACCAGUAGUGUACAGUUUGGGGACGGAUACUUGGAGAGAGAUCGCGACGGGCUCUCUGGAAACUGAAACUACAAACCUUUGGCCGGAGGAUUUCCAGUUCUACUUAAAAGGGAUGUGUUACUGGGUGGGGCACGAGCAAUCUAAGUUGAUCGACGGCUGGGGUGACAUGCUGGUGGAAGAAGUUAGGGAUGUGAUCAUUUCGUUUGAUAUGAGGGAUGAGGUGUUUCACGAUAUACUGUUGCCGCAUGUAUAUGGUUUAAGCCCAACGAUUUUUUAUAAUAUACGACUUCUGCUGUGGUAUCAUAAGUCUGUUGCUCUCUUUGGAUGCCAUGGUUGGGGACACAAUGAUGAAUCCUUUGGAAUAUGGGUCCUGCAUGAAGAAUUUGGAAAUCGGCCGAACAAUAAUUAUUAUAAUGCUACUUGGACCAAACACCAUGCUUUUGAUCUCACUUUGACCCACAAGCCUUUGGCAUUUUGGAAGAGCGAUGAGAUUCUUUUGGUUUCUGAGUAUGGUUAUCUACCUCUAGUCUCCUACAACCUCCAUACAAAAGCAUCAUCUCAGUGUCUUCCUAUUCUAGGCAAGGCGAUUGGUUUUGCCGCUGUUAUUUACGUGCCUAGUAUGGUUUCUGUUUUGGAAUUCAGAAAACUUUACUCUCCGUGA